GUAUAUGAUGGAAGAACUUUUUCAAAUCGUGCACCAACACGUUUUUCAUUUGAUUUUGCUGUACGAUCACCAAUAACUGAUGGUUUAAUUUUAUUAUAUGGACGUAAUACAACACCAAUAAAUGAUUUUUUUUGGACAGCAAUUGAAAUUUAUCAAUCAAGAUUAAGAUUUCAUUUUCGUGAUACAAUACUUGAUGCAACAAAUACUGUGCUUAAUGCAUCAACAUGGUAUCAUGUUGAAUAUCAAUAUGUUGAUUCAACAAUUCUUGUUUCAAUAAAUGAUUGUCAAUAUGUAACAACAGUUAAUGAUACAUUAAAUACAUAUGAUUUAUCAAAUGUUCAAUUAUAUCUCGGUGGUAUACCAGUUAUUGGUUCAUUAAUAUCUGGUCUUUAUCCAUCAUUAACACAAGUCAAUACAUUUAGUGGUUGUAUAAGAAAUGUUUUAUCAAAUGGUUAUUAUCUUGAUAUGAAUUCACCAUUAUUAUCAGCUAAUUCUAAUGCAGGACAAUGUCCAUGUUCAUUAACAAAUUCAUGUCUUUCAUCAGUUAUAGGACGUACAUCAGAUAUUAUUAUACCAUGGUAUACAUGGUUAAUUAUUGCAUUAGUUUUAUUAUUAUUAUCAACAAUUAUUGCAUUAGGUUUAUUAACAUGUAUAAGAAUGAGACAACAACAAAAAGCAUUAGCUGGAUUAUAUCCAGAUGAUACAAGAGAUAAUAUUAUUGAUUAUAAAGAAACUGCCGGAGAAGAAGAUCAUUCAACAUAUAAUCUUGGUGUAUUAAAAAAACCUGUUUAUGCAUUAACAGAUGAAGAAAUUAUUGCAAAUGGUGGUCGAGCGGGUAUGCAUAAUAUAGGUUAUACUGAUACAAUAAUAAAUCGUCGACCAGCACUUGGUGAUUAUAUAGAUGAAAAAUUAACUGAACAACAAAUAACAUCUUAUGCAAAUGAUACACAAUUACAUUAUCGAUAUGAAGGUGAAGGUUCAAUAGCAUCAGAUUUAAGUUCAAUUGAAUCAAUACAUUAUCAAGAUGAACAUGAUUUUCGUUUUCUUUAUUCAUGGGGACCUAAAUUUUCACGAUUAGCUGAUUUAUAUGCUAGUGGUAUUGAUGAUGAUGAUAAUAUUGACAAUGCUUAA
Rotaria sordida is the source of this 1131-nucleotide messenger RNA. Lineage: Eukaryota; Metazoa; Rotifera; Eurotatoria; Philodinida; Philodinidae. The record is from the annotation of a GenBank genome assembly.